GUGUUCGAACGGAGAACUUUUCGGUGCGGACCGGAAGUACGUCAUGAGUCACAAAAAACAUGGCGGCGUCCUCUGAAAUAUGGGGCUGAGUUUAAAGUAGUGAUUGCUUGCUAUAUAAUUCGUGUAUCUUUUGUCUUUAUGCUGCACAACGUUGCAGUGGAUUGUUUGAAAACAAAGACAUUUUCUCGGUUCGUAACUCCUUUUUUAUGAUCCACACUGUGGCAAUAUGGUUAGCUGGUCCUGCUGUGGACCUGUCACAGCCUGUGUGAUAGCCUGGGUUUAGAUGGCAGCCCGUCCACCUAAUCUUGUUACGGAAACAUGUGGACUUUGAAUUAUUGUAACGUUAGGACGAGUGGACUUAGAGUAUUAUAUGCCUUUUUCAAUCAUUCUUAUAAGAGGGAGUUAAAACCAUGCACCAAAAGAGUGUAUUACAGCAGCCUCCCAGUUCAGUGCCACUCAACACACAGAGCUUCUAAACCACCGUGGAGAGUACUGUUUUUUGGAAGCGAUGACUUUGCAGUGGAAUCUCUAAAGCUUCUCCACGCAAGUCUAGAGUCAAAUGAGAGGGUUGUGGACACGCUGGAAGUUGUGACUCUGACAGAUUCUGCUCCAGUGUGGAGAUACGCCAACCAGCACCAACUAAAUGUCCACGACUGGCCCAAUGUGGAUGUCCACGGUCGGUUUGACGUCGGAGUUGUGGUGUCAUUCGGAUGCCUGCUGAAAGAUAAUCUGAUCAACCAGCUGCCAUAUGGGAUCCUGAAUGUGCACCCCAGUCUGCUGCCGCGCUGGAGGGGCCCGGCCCCUGUUUUCCACACCAUCUUGCAGGGAGACACGCUGACUGGGGUCUCGAUCAUGCAGAUCCAGCCCCUGAGGUUUGACGUGGGCCCAAUCCUGCAGCAGGAGCUGUAUGAGGUACCGCCCCGCUGCACAGCUGAUGAGCUGGGACAGACUCUCGCUGUUGUGGGAGCCAGAUUGUUAAUGGAUACCCUGAGGAAUCUUCCAGAAAGAAUCUCCAAGCGGAAGGUGCAAGCAAAGGAAGGGGCAACCUUUGCCCCUAAGAUCAGUGUGUCCAUGAGCUGGCUGGUGUGGGAGGACCAGACGUGUGUGCAGAUCGACCACCUGUACCGAGCCAUCGGGUCACGGAUUCCAUUAAGAACCAUCUGGAUGGGAAGGACUGUGAAGUUGUCGGACUUUGUUGGGAAGUGCAAUGUUUCACUCACAGGCGUCCAGUCAUCAGUCCCCGGCACCAUAUGUUUUCUGAAGGAGAUAAACUCCCUAGCUGUGCGUUGUAAGGACGGCUGGGUGGGGUUUAAAACGGUAAAGCUCAAGAAGCGUCUGUCAGCGGCAGAUUUCUACAAUGGCUAUCUGCACCAGAGUGUCUUCAGGACGUCACCGACAGCUACAGACUGUGUGUUUCAAAGUGUCAAAGCUGGAACCCUCAAAUCAAACAAGACAGACUCUUAUGUCAUGGGCAAGAGCACCCAAUGAACACCCUGCAGCGAUUACUGUUUAAUCCAAUCAGAAGCAUCCAGAUCAAUUCAUAGUAUCCUUUGGUUUGUCUGUUUUAAGACAAAUUGUUGAUGUCAAUGUACAUUUGUUGUGCCUCGUGACUGUGAUGGCAUAAAUGACCAUUAAACAGAUCUAAAAG
Messenger RNA from Clupea harengus (Atlantic herring), 1648 nucleotides. It is a transcript of the gene mtfmt, whose product is annotated as mitochondrial methionyl-tRNA formyltransferase. Gene Ontology annotation, molecular function: methionyl-tRNA formyltransferase activity. Gene Ontology annotation, biological process: biosynthetic process; conversion of methionyl-tRNA to N-formyl-methionyl-tRNA. Lineage: Eukaryota; Metazoa; Chordata; Actinopteri; Clupeiformes; Clupeidae. The record is from RefSeq and is a predicted model, not a curated record. Gene Ontology annotation, cellular component: mitochondrion.